Entamoeba invadens IP1 is the source of this 2964-nucleotide messenger RNA. RefSeq lists its product as hypothetical. Bases 1 to 2964 code for a protein of 987 amino acids. The transcript has 2 exons. The record is from RefSeq and is a predicted model, not a curated record. Lineage: Eukaryota; Evosea; Mastigamoebida; Endamoebidae.
AUGUCGCGCCUUGAAAUGAUUUACUUAAUGCAAGUAUCGUUGUAUCUCCCAACAUUUUCCGACGUCAUUACAUUCAUUCAAGUGAACCACUCCACCAACUCUGCAGUGACUUCUUUAAAAGUGAAUCCAUGGCUUACCUCAACACUAGACGUUGAAAAAUUUUACGACUUUUUUCACCCCGACACGUUGAACUGUAACUUCUUACCAGUAUCAUUUGGUUAUCUCUCAAAACCAAUUUUUAUCAGAAAUUACAAAAUAGAAUGCACUCCUGAAAUUAUUGAAAAUAUAACACUAAAAAUUUGUGAAAAAAUGACGAAUUUUAUAAUUGGUAGUUCAUCAAAAUUUGGAACCAAUGAUCCACAAAAAUUGUUCCAACUGAUUGUAGAAACUUAUCGUCAAAAGGUGACUAUGUCAAUCAACUGUUUUGUUAAAUUUCUGGACUACUUUGACCACUAUGAAACUUGUGAAGACUUUAAAAAAAUAUUCCCAAAAAAUGUUUCAAUUUAUUUUGAUUUAAAAUUUGGAACAAAUACUUUUGAAACCAGAACACAUGCAGCUAUUAAUUUACCAUUUAAUAGAAUUAACGAACUUCCAAUGAAAUAUUCAACACAAAUUGAUAUCAACUGGACAAACGGUGGUUCUUUCAUUGGGAAUGUCGUUUCAACACAAAAUUGUCGAAAUUACUCGAACAACAUUGAUAUCGAAAAUUUCAAUUAUUAUGUUCCAUACAUCCAAAACAACGCCUUAAUAUUUCAGACAAAAAAUUUAAUACAAAAUUCUGAUUUACAAAAGAUCGAAAAAAUUGUUGAAAAAUGUGAAGCAACUAAAACCCAUUUUGUUGGUAAAGUCUAUGACCUGAGUCUUUUGCAUCUUCCAAAGUGCGUCAAGUCACUUUUAUUGAAAAAUGAAUAUAUAACAAACUCAUUUGAACGUCUCGAGAAACAAGACGACUGUGUGAUACUUCCUGAAGUUUUUGAAGUUGAAGAGUUCGUCUCAGAAAAUGUCACUAUCCAAUUUUCAAACUGUUUUGACACGGUUAAAAAAGUUGAAAUGACCAACACUCAAAUAAUUAAAAAGAAACAAACAGAAACCCCCGAAAAUUGUGAUAAAUUACAGGUAUGGGAGAGAGAGUUACAAUUUCCUUUUGUAAACGUGGAAGAGUUAAAACUUGUCAAUCUGAAUGGUAUUUCUUAUGAACAUCUAGAACCAUUGAAACAAGUUUCACUCUAUAACGUCAGAAAUUCCGAGUUUUCUAUCAAUAAAGAAUGUGCAAAGAAUAUUGCAUGUAAAGGAUGUUCAAACUGCACUUUAAAUAUUGACUGCGAAUUGUGUGAAACUUUUGAAUUCAAUUCGUGUCUAAAUUUCACAUUCAACUUUUUGAAUACCAAAAAUAAUAAAUUGAGUGCCAAAUUUGCAAAUUCUUCAUAUUCAAAAAUCUCGUCAGAAACAGAUUUUAUUAAGUCUUUGUCUAUCUACAAUUGUAAAGAUUUUGAAAUUGCAAAGAACACCAAAAUAGAGAAAUUGGUGAAGUUAGUUGGUGUAAUUGUUCAAGACGUUGUAUUUGAAGCACUGUUGAAUUAUGUUGAUAUCGAUUUCACACAUACAAGAAGUGUGUUGUUGUUCAAUAUCGAAAAUUUCAUUUUUCCAAACACUUUUAAAAAUUGUGAAAUUGUCACAAUUGAGUAUUGCAAUAAUUGUCAAUUUAAUUUUAAUAAUUCGAAUAUGAAACAUCUGAAAAUUAUUUCAUCAAAAGCAAUCAAUUUCAAAGGAAAUUUUAACUCACUUGAAGAAGUUGAAUAUUUAGAUUCAACAUACACGUUCCCCACAGAUUUCGACAUAUCAAAACACCCAAUUUGUCCUUUAAAGUGUACUGAAAGUGAAACUCGUGAAUUAUGUAGUUCAGAAGAGUACGAGAAACUGAAGCAAAUUUGUUUGACUAAAGACAGCAGAACACCUUCACAAACAUCUUCACUAGUAUUCCCACAAACAACAGUUUAUCCAAAUCAAACCAAUUUCAAUAUAGUCCAACAAAAUUUGGAAAAAAAUGGAAAUUUGAAUGGAUUUGUUCUACGAUCAGUACGCCGAAAUAUAUUUGGUGAGGUCGUUACUGAGCAAAAAAAUGGUAUUUGUGUGAAUCCAUCACUUCCACAAAAUGCCACAACUGAAAAUGUCAAAGUUAACAGUCGUAAUUUUUUUAUCAAAAAUUGUAUUUGCACAACACUUCUUAUUGAACAACACAUCGAUUUUUUACCAAAUAUAAAAUUGGAAAAUUUCAUUGGGAAGUUCCCAGAUUUCUCUUCAAAUGCGUUUGGAAGAGUAGAAAUGAAGAAUUGCAAUUUUGUCACUGUUUUUGUAUUUGGAAUAGUAAAUUCGGCACUAAAUGUGGUUGAACUGAAAAUGCGCAAUUGUACUAACUUUGAUAUUGAAUUAAUGAGUAAAACAAAGGAAGUGGAUAUUGUCGAAUCAAAUGGAUCGAUCAAUUUUUUAACGAGGGAGGGAAAAUACAACAGAAUUCACUUUGAACGGUCUCAAAUUCAAAUGAUCAACAGCUCCGGGAUGUUUCAUAAUGUCGGCGAUUUAUGUUUUGAUGCAACCGAAUUACCUAUGUUAUUUGAGAAAAUGUGUUUGAACAAUUUAGUAAUGAAAAACAUCGACAAUGUACCUGACCAAAUAAAUAUAACAUCAAAAUCAGCAACUUUUGAGAAAUGCAAGAAUUUAUCAUUGAUGAUUGGAAAUGAGACAGAACAAGUCGUAUUGAAAAUGUGCAAAAGGUGUUUUGUGAUGUCGAAAAAGCCAGAAAACAUCACACAAAUAGAAAGUAGUGACGUCGAAAUUUUUGAUGGAAUUGAUGCAUUAACACAACGACUAAAUCAAGUCAGUAACGCUGAUAAUCCACAACAAAAUCUAUUUGGAGCACCAUUUGGAUAUUCCCGAAAUACACUCACGGGCUUUGGGUUUCAUUAA